Molecule: messenger RNA, 3381 nt
Organism: Dictyostelium purpureum
Lineage: Eukaryota; Evosea; Eumycetozoa; Dictyosteliales; Dictyosteliaceae
Exons: 2
Coding region: 1-3381 (1126 amino acids)
Biological process (GO): interstrand cross-link repair
Cellular component (GO): nucleus
Molecular function (GO): flap-structured DNA binding; 5'-flap endonuclease activity; 5'-3' exonuclease activity
Source: RefSeq, a predicted model, not a curated record
AUGUCGCAAAGAGGUAGGCUUAAAAGAUCCUCACCUCCACCAGUUAAUGUAAAUAAAAAGUUUCCAUCGUUUGAAGGAAGACAAACCUCCAUCAAAGAUUUCUUUUCAUCUUCACCAGAUGAUUUAAAUAAUAAUAAUAAUAAUAAUAAUAAUAAAAUAGCACUACUUGAUAAUACUAACAAUAAUAAUAAUAGUAAUAACAAUGCAGUAACACCAUUAAAAAAAACAACCACCACUGUAACAACAACUGAAAUAUUUGAAACCAUUGAUAAUAAUAUUAAUAAUAGUAGUAUUAGUAGUAGUAUUAAUAAUAAUAAUAAUAAUAAUUUAAUGAGUCAAUUUCAACAAACACAAACACCAAGUAAAAAAACUAUUAAAAAAGUAACAACAACAACAGAAACAUUUGAAGAAUUUGUGUCUACUCCUAUUUCACCCGCAGCAUCAUCCAUUUCGCAAAUAAAUAUAAAUUCUCCGCCACAAACAACCCCUUUAAUAAAUGCAGAUAAAUCACCAAACUCAUUAAAAAAUUCAUCUCCAUUAACACAGCUACCUCAACCAAUAUCACAACCUGUACCACCUUCACAAAGCCAAACCAAUACUCAAUUGAAUAAAAACAAUGGUCAACUUAUAAUAAAUAAUAAUUCAGUUAGAUAUUACUUAAAGGAUUUUUUAGUUGUAACAGAAACAGUUUAUAAUAGAGACAACCAUUUAUUUAUAGAUGAUGAAAAAUUUUAUAUAGAAUCAAUGAUUCAAUCCAUUGAUAGAGAAGCACAGCAUUUAUUUGUUAGAAUUUAUAAUCGUAAAGGACCAUGGUUUCAAACUAGUUUAUUGGGUGAAUCUUAUAAAGAUGAAUUUAUUGACAUUAACAAACCAAUCGGAACACUUGUAGAAUAUGGGUUUUUGGAUGUAUACCAGUCCAGUAAAAACGAUUUUAAAGAAAUUGCACAAUUACUAAAGGUCGAACAACUUAAAAGCAUUGUGGGUUCAAUUGCAUCACGUUCUCUUACUUCAUCAUCCUCUACUGCAAAGCAAACUUAUUUGGAAAUGAUAUCUGGCAAACCAUUUAAAGGUCAAAUGACAUUAACACCAUCGGAACCUAUUUAUAAAAAAAAAGUUGAAGACUUGGUUGGAUAUUGUGUAAUGAUUAGACCAGAGGUAUUAGAGCUAUGGAGAACCAUUCACCAUUUAUAUUUUUAUUCAUGGAGUGCACAUGAUUCAAAACAAAUAAUAAUAAAUAAUAUUAUGGGUAAAGCCUAUCCAAAUUAUUCAGUAUGGAAGAGUAAAUGUAAAAAUAAAAAACCAACAAAUGAUGAAAUUAUAGUUAGUAGUCAAAAUGAUAAUAUUAUAGAUUUAACAAUCAAUCAAUCAUCUCAAUCACAAUCGCAAUCACAAUCACAAUCUCAAUCACAAUCACAAUCACAAUCACAAUCACAAUCACAAUCACAAUCACAAUCACAAUCAAAAUCAAAAUCAAAAUAUGACAUUGACUUAACAAACAACGAAUCCAUUUUUGUAACAAGACAAUCAUUAUUAGAUUACGAAAAAGCAAAAAAACUUGAAGAAAAGGUUAUAGCUACAAAUGAAAUUGGUGACUGGGAUUCAAUGCAAAAAAUAUUACAAAUCUGUUUAGAGGAAUUGAGUAGAACUGUUAGUAAAUCUGUAAACUAUAGCUUUGCUUUAAAAUUUACACCGGGCUGGGUCUAUACCAAAAUCCUAUCAUGGUCAAUAACAGUAUUGGAGAAAUCACGUAAAUAUCAAGAAUGCUUAGACUAUUUAAUGCUUUUAAUAGACUCACCUUUUUGCAGAGGUAAAAGAGGUCAAUGGUGGCAAAGAAUGAUUAUAAACUAUAAACAUUUAAACAGAGCUCAAGAUGCCUUGGUUAUCGCAGAGCGUUCACUAUCUGACCCAUAUUUAAGAAGUGGUGAUAGAUUAGCAAUCGAAAAACAACUUGUAUUUUUAUCUGUUCCUCCUCGACGUUGGAAAAUUCCCAAAAACUUAUUACAAUUUCAAAAUAAAUUAAGAGAACCAAACUCAAUUACAUUAGUUAGAGAAAAAGUUUCAAAUAACCAACCUGGUCAUAAAUCAAAAUAUUUAUUUUUAACUCCUAAAAUUAAUAAAACAAUAAUAAAAAAUAACAAUAUCAAUAAUAAUAUUACUAAUCAUAAUAAUAACAAUACUAAUAAUAAUAAUAAUAAUAAUAAUAAUAAUAAUAAUAAUAAUAAUAAUAAUACGAAUAAUAAUAACGAAAAUAACGAAAAAGAUAAACAAAUAGAUAGUGAUGAAGAAAUUAUACCAAGUACCCAAGAGCAAAAAGAAGAAGAUGACAAUAAAGAGAAAAAAAAAAAAAGAAGUAGUAGAUUUUUUGGUAGUAGUCAAAGCAUUAUUAUUGAUGCUGAAACAACACUCGAAAUUAAUAGUGAUGAUGAAAUAUUUCCUGAAUCAUAUCAGAGUAGUGAUGAAAAAGUUGACAAGGAUUUAGAAAAAGAAAAAGAAAAAGAAAAAGAAAAAGAAAAAGAAAAAGAAAAAGAAAAAGAAAAAGAAAAAGAAAAAGAAAAAGAAAAAGAAAAAGAAAAAGAAAAAGAAAAAGAAAAAGAAAAAGAAAAUAAGAAUAAUUCAAAUACAGAUAAAAGUAAUGAAGAACUUGAUCAAGUUUUAAUUGAAAAAGUUUUAUGUGGUUCAGUUGAAGAAAUAUCAUUGGAGCACUAUGCAUUAGAGGAAUGGCAAGGUAUUCAUUGUGAAACAUCAUUAUUUUUAUCAUUAUUUGUGCUAUUGUUUUGGGAUAUUAUAUUUGACUCAAAUAUUCCCCAUGUUUUUCAAUCACCUUUUCAAGAUGCACCACUCGAUUAUGGAACCGAUGAAUUUUAUUAUCAAAGAAAAGAAUCAAUCGAUAAACGUAUUGAAUUAUUAAAGAACUCUGAACUAAACUAUUUAUACUCAUUACUUGACGAUGCUUGGCUUCAUAAUGGAUGUGAAGCGAGAGGAGUUAAUUGGAAACAGCAUACAAUUGAUCAAUUAAAAACAAUUACAAAAUGCCUAGGUGGUCCUUUAUUAGCAUUCGUUUGUAAAUUACUUACCGAAGACUAUAAAAACUUUUCUCAUGGUAUGCCAGAUUUACUAUUAUAUAAGACAACAACAAAUAAUAAUAAUAAUAGUAAUAAUAAUAAUAAUAAUAAUAAUAAUAAUAAUAAUAAUAACCCUAUUGAUCUAGAUAAAGAUGAACAAAGCCAAGAAGAAAAAGAAAAAGAAGAAAUUAUAGACUUUAUCAAAUUUGUUGAAGUAAAAGGGCCUGGUGAUAGAUUAAGAGAUCAACAAAGAGUUUGGAUCGAUUUAUUAAUAUCUUUUGGAUGCGAUGUCGAAUUGUGUUAUAUCAAAAAUAAAUAG